CGGCAUCUUUGAAAUCAACCCGGGGAACGCCGCGGAACUGGGCGAGACUUUCAACUUCAAGGAGGCCAUUGUUUUGGGCACCACAGACUUCACAGAGGAGGACGUGGAUAAGAUCAUGGAGGAGCUGGGUAAAGAGUUCAGAGGGAACGCCUACCACCUGAUGCACAAGAACUGUAACCACUUCUCAUCCUCACUGUCUGAGCUGCUGUGCGGGCGAGAGAUCCCUCGCUGGGUGAACAGGCUGGCGUACUUCAGCUCGUGCGUCCCCUUCCUGCAGAGCUGCCUGCCUAAAGAGUGGCUGACCCCGGCGGCGCUGCAGACCCACAUCAGCCUCCACAAGGAGGAGCAGAACGAGUCGAGCGACGACGACCCCUCGUCCCCGACGGGAGGGGGCGCCACGGGCUCCUCCCACAGCUGUCGCCACACGAGGGUGUGAACUGCCCCCCCCCCACGCCGAUGACCUCUGGACCCUCCCGCCACGUGGGCUUAAACAACCGCCUGACCUCAAACGUUUCCUCUGAGUAAAGAUGAAGGAGUAGAGGAGGUGCUGCCAGAGACUCUACUUCCUGUUCUUUCUCCAGACGACAGGACGCCACGGGCUGAAGACAAGAAUUUUAACCCUUCACAAUGAACACCUCGCUCCCCGGCCUGCCUUCAGGCGUCCUGCAGCGGCGUGACGGGAAACCCCUCGUCUGAUAAAACACCUCUCUGUGGCCUUCAUGUUGUUCACUCGGCUUCAUUGGAUGAUUUGAACGCUCUGAACGCCCCAAAAACAUGCAUGAUGAAAGAUGCCAUUUUUUCUGAUCAAAUCAUCAAUUACUUCUUCUCCUUUGAAACAAACUUAUUGCUUCCUGUUUGUCACCAUGGUAACCAUCAUAGAAGUCUCCUCCUCUCUCUAAAAACACGACCGAGCGAGCGCUCGUUCUCUUCCUGCAGCAGCUUGAUGAAUGUUUGUCUUUGGACAGAGAGGAGGAGUUUACCUGCAGACGUUCCUCUCCCUCACAGCUUCGAGUUUGGACUGCAGUACCUGUUUUAAACACUAGGUGUCAGAGUUACAUACUGCUCCUUUAAUGGCUCUGUUGAGACGGAUGCUUCAGCAGAUCCAGAUAGAUUCCCUUUAGCAUUAGUAGUCGCCAUCUUGGAUGUUUAUGAAGAUGCUGUAUCGGCACAGAGACUCGCCCCACACGUCAGAGAAAGAGUUGAUUGGCCUAAAUCAGCUGGCAAUGUGACAAAUAAAACACGUAAAGCUUAGGUACUAGGGCCGUCAAACUUCUAAACAUUUUAAUGGAGAUGAAUCUCUAAAUCUCAAACGUUCAUUAGAUUCAUCUGAUUUUAAGUUUCAUGUUUGAAACCGUUUUUUUCAUCUUUAAAAAUAAAAAAGUGUUUUU
Messenger RNA from Labrus bergylta (ballan wrasse), 1388 nucleotides. The record is from RefSeq and is a predicted model, not a curated record. Lineage: Eukaryota; Metazoa; Chordata; Actinopteri; Labriformes; Labridae.